AUGGCUAAGUUGGAUUACUCAUUUGAUAACAUGAAUUGGGGUAUAAUAUGGAUCAUAAUAAAUGAUAAUGAUGAUAAUGACGCAGCUACAAAAUUAGAUGAUGAUACCGCUAUACAAAUAUGUGAUGACACCGCUAUACAAUUAUGUGAUGACACCGCUAUACAAUUAUGUAAUGACACCGCUAUACAAUUAUGUGAUGACACCGCUAUACAAUUAUGUGACUUGCAACCUUUGAGUUCGAGUAUCUUAAACAAACACACAAGCUCUUUGUCACCUAAAAGUUCAAAAGUCAAACUAAAAAAGCCUUAUGCUAGGUUUCAACUGGCGGAUACUCAGCUGAGUCCACCACUACCUCAUUAUCUUGGAGAAAAUAGCUAUCAAAAGCGUACAAUGACUGCAAUAACGAGGGCAGAGAACUUAAAAGAACGGGAGAAUUGUUUUGGAUACAAGAGUAAAAAUUUGAAUGUUGAUAAUGAUUUACAAUCAUCAGACAUGGUGCCCCCAACCAUCUCACCGCGUCGUGAAAAUUCGAGGCUUGCGAAACAAAAAGAAGAAGGGGUGGAAAAAGGGGUGGAAAAAGGGGUGGAAGAAAAAGAAGAAGCAAAUAGUAUCAGCACCAAAUUUGAGAAGAAAGUUGUCUUAACAGAGGAUCCAUGCAAAGAUGAGGACCUAGAUUUUAACUCAGAGUCAGAUAAAAUGCUGCAAAUUGGAUCAACAUGGUUAUUUGUUGGAAAUGUGCCAUAUCCGUCCAAUUGGAUUUCAUUAAAGAGAUUUUUUGUUGAAAAAGCUAAAGAUAUCGAACCAAGCAACACACGGGUUUGA
Molecule: messenger RNA, 822 nt
Organism: Lodderomyces oxycetoniae
Lineage: Eukaryota; Fungi; Ascomycota; Pichiomycetes; Serinales; Debaryomycetaceae
Exons: 3
Coding region: 1-822 (273 amino acids)
Source: RefSeq, a predicted model, not a curated record